Poecile atricapillus (Black-capped chickadee) is the source of this 783-nucleotide messenger RNA. It is a transcript of the gene DRGX, whose product is annotated as dorsal root ganglia homeobox. The record is from RefSeq and is a predicted model, not a curated record. Bases 1 to 783 code for a protein of 260 amino acids. Gene Ontology annotation, molecular function: RNA polymerase II transcription regulatory region sequence-specific DNA binding; DNA-binding transcription factor activity, RNA polymerase II-specific. NCBI's taxonomy places the organism in Eukaryota, Metazoa, Chordata, Aves, Passeriformes, Paridae. The transcript has 6 exons. Gene Ontology annotation, biological process: regulation of transcription by RNA polymerase II.
AUGUUCUACUUCCACUGCCCCCCGCAGCUAGAGGGCGCGGCCCCCUUCGGAGGACACUCCGCCGGCGACUUCGACGACGGGUUCCUGCGAAGGAAGCAGCGCCGCAACCGCACCACCUUCACCUUGCAGCAGCUCGAGGCCCUGGAAGCUGUUUUUGCGCAAACCCACUACCCCGAUGUGUUCACCCGAGAAGAGCUGGCUCUGAAAAUCAACCUCACAGAGGCCAGGGUGCAGGUGUGGUUCCAAAAUCGAAGGGCUAAAUGGAGAAAGACAGAGAGGGGUGCUUCUGACCAAGAGGGCUCUAAGGAAACCAUGGCUGAGGUGGCACCUCCUGCGAGGAAUUUAAAUUCCCCUUCUCCAGCAGAUCAAACCAGGAACAAAAAAGAGGGUCUGGAGAUCCAGCAGAGCCUGAGCCGAUCAGUGGGUCCUACAGGCCCUUUCUUUCCUUCCUGCCUGCCGGGGACGCUUCUCAACACAGCCACCUAUGCACAAGCUUUAUCCCAUGUCGCCUCUCUAAAAGGGAGCCCUCUGUGCUCGUGCUGUGUUCCAGACCCCAUGGGCCUCUCCUUCCUGCCCACCUACGGCUGCCAAAGCAACCGCACCGCCAGCGUGGCCGCGCUGCGCAUGAAGGCGCGCGAGCACUCGGAGGCUGUGCUCCAGUCUGCCAACCUCCUGCCUGCCGCCAGCAGCCCCACUCCUCCUGCCAAACCCGGCCCCGAGGGCAGCCAGGACAAGCAGCCCUCUCCAGCCAAGGAGCACAUGGAAGGGGAGAAGAGCGUAUGA